Molecule: messenger RNA, 435 nt
Organism: Malassezia globosa CBS 7966
Lineage: Eukaryota; Fungi; Basidiomycota; Malasseziomycetes; Malasseziales; Malasseziaceae
Exons: 1
Coding region: 1-435 (144 amino acids)
Biological process (GO): regulation of cyclin-dependent protein serine/threonine kinase activity
Cellular component (GO): nucleus; cyclin-dependent protein kinase holoenzyme complex
Molecular function (GO): cyclin-dependent protein serine/threonine kinase regulator activity; protein kinase binding
Source: RefSeq, a predicted model, not a curated record
AUGCGUUCUGCUUCGCCUUUGCUUUGUGGACGACGCAUGUUUCUUGCUGCCAUUGUGGUAGCUUCCAAGUUCCUCCAGGACCGCACGUAUUCCAAUCGGACAUGGUCCAAGAUAUCCGGCUUGGGAACACAGGAAAUUGAUCAACUCGAACGCGUCUUCUUGAAAAUGAUUCGUUAUGACCUUGUCGUAAACCAUGCACAGUGGAUGAAGUGGACAGCUGAACUUUCUUCGCCACAUGUAAAAUCCUCAUGUAUCACUGCUAGCACAGGACAAUCUGCUGUGAAUCCCACCAUCUUUUCUCCUCCUCGUCUCCAUCGUGUUACAUCAGAAAAUGUCAUUGGUCAAGCGCUUCAAUUUGAUUCAUUGCUAAAUGAACCUCAACACAAUAUGGGUCGUGGGAAAAGGGCUUUUUUGCGUCAUGGAUCCAGUUGUUAG